GACGGGAGCAAGCCGACGGAGCCGCCGCCAUCGGCCGCCUUUUCACCCCCGCGCCGCUCUCCUCCUCCUCCCUUCCAUCCCUUGGCUGAUUCCGUCCCGUAGCUUGCUUUCCACUCUUGCUCUCCUUCGCUAGCGAACUACCUCCCCUUCUUUGAUGGAGGGAAACGGUAGCAGAAAGGAGGGAGUUUGGAGAGCUGAGGAUGAAAUUGCUGGUAAUAGCAGGGCCAUUCAAGCCCUUCGAGAGCUUAUAAUUUAUCCUUUUAUCUAUGCCGAGGAAGCGCGCGAUCUUGGGCUCAAGUGGCCAAGAGGGUUGCUUCUUUAUGGUCCGCCAGGCACAGGAAAGACUAGUCUGGUGAAAGCUAUUGUUCACGAAUGUGAUGGACAUUUGACAAUGAUCAGUCCAUAUUCUGUUCAUAAAUCAUAUGCUGGAGAAAGUGAAAAGUUCUUAAGAGAAUCAUUUACUAAAGCUUAUUCAUAUGCGUCAUCAGGGAAGCCAUCUGUCAUUUUCAUUGAUGAAAUUGAUGCCAUUUGUCCCCAUCGCAGUUCUAGGAGAGAGCAAGAAACUCGAAUAGUAGGUCAGCUUCUUACUUUGAUGGAUGGAAAUAAGUCUCGAUCCAAAUCUCUCCCUCACAUAGUUGUUGUAGCAUCCACUAACCGAGUGGAUGGAAUCGAUCCAGCAUUGCGCAGGCCUGGGCGCUUUGAUUCGGAGAUUGAAGUUACACUUCCGACAAUGGAAGAACGCCUUCAGAUUCUUGAGCUCUACUCCAAGAAUUUUCAACUGGAUGACAAUGUUGAUCUGCAAGCAAUUGCCACCUCCUGUAAUGGCUACGUUGGUGCUGAUUUAGAGGCCCUUGUCCGAGAGGCUUCUAGGUUUGCACAUCGCAGAUUGUCAGGAACAAUUCCUGGUGGAGAUGGAGCUACAAUUGUCAUAAAGAUGGAAGAUUGGGAGUCUGCUAGAUCUGAGGUUUGUCCAAGUGUAACAAAAGGUAUCACUGAGGAGGUCACAAAAGUGUCAUGGGAUGAUAUUGGAGGAUUAAAAGAUUUGAAGAAAAAACAUAAACAGGCAGUUGAAUGGCCUAUUAAGCAUGCUGAUGCAUUUGCAAGACUAGGAAUAUCACCAGUUCGAGGAGUUCUGUUACAUGGGCCACCGGGGUGCUCAAAGACCACCCUUGCUAAGGCUGCCGCUACUGCUUCCCAAGCCUCAUUCUUUUCCUUGAGCGGUGCAGAGCUGUAUUCUAAGUAUGUCGGAGAAGGGGAAGCAUUGUUGCGGAGAAUAUUUCAGAAGGCGCGUCUUGCUGCGCCUAGCAUCAUUUUCUUUGAUGAGGUCGAUUCAAUUGCUCCAAAACGCGGCCAUGGUGAAAACUCAGGCAGUAACGUCAACGUUGGAGAAAGACUACUGACUACCUUACUGACUGAAAUGGAUGGUUUAGAGGAAGCUACGGGAAUUGUCGUCUUAGCUGCAACAAAUCGACCCGAUGCGAUAGAUGCUGCUCUUUUGCGUCCUGGUCGUUUUGAUUCAGUGCUGUAUGUACCGCCACCUGAUGCUGAAGGCCGGCAUGAAAUAUUACGCAUCCACACAAAGCAGAUGAAGCUAGGGGAAGAUGUCGAUCUCCAAAAGAUUGCAGAAUGUACUGAUCUUUUCACUGGGGCAGAUCUUGAAGGACUGUGUAGAGAGGCAGGCAUCGCGGCACUCAGAGAAGAUAAAUCUACCGAAUUUGUCAGUGACCGGCAUUUCCAAAUCGCAAGAGAUGCUCUCAGGCCUUCCCUGACUCAAUCAAAGGUCGAUGAAUAUGCCAGGGCAAAGUUCCAUAGAUGAAACUUUUAUUUGUUUAUCCGACAGCAUAUAGUUAAGUCGCCCAACUCUCAAUUCAGUUGAGUCGGCAAGAUCAGCAGCGGCCGCAGCCUGCUCCAAAGUCCUUACUAUUGGACUAAGAUGGAGAGGGAAAAAAACAAGAAUUGAUAAACUAGAUGCAAUCAGAAUGAUGAAUAAUUUACAAGUCCAAAUCCAAGAGAAUAAUUGAUGAAUUAUGAUCUUGUUUCUUCUUCUCCAUGACCUUCCUCCAACAGUUUUGAUCCAUUGACAUGGCAUUGUCAUCCAAGCUGCAGAAGGGGGAAAAAAAAAAGAACAAGGAUCAGUUGGACGCAUGGAAUAUUAGGAUAAUUACUAAAUCUAAAUCGAUCGCGUAAUUUCAAAAAUAAUGUCUAUUGUGAACUUUGUAACUUUUAGAAUGCAAUCAAGUGUUUUGAGAAACAA
Zingiber officinale is the source of this 2254-nucleotide messenger RNA. Its product is annotated as cell division control protein 48 homolog B-like. NCBI's taxonomy places the organism in Eukaryota, Viridiplantae, Streptophyta, Magnoliopsida, Zingiberales, Zingiberaceae. The coding region runs from base 155 to 1816 and encodes 553 amino acids. Gene Ontology annotation, molecular function: ATP binding; ATP hydrolysis activity. The transcript has 12 exons. The record is from RefSeq and is a predicted model, not a curated record.